UCACGGCGUUGGUUAUAAAAUCGGCGCCAAACGCAGUUCUUUUCCAUCCAAGGCUUCGUACGGUGAAGUUGUCCGAGUUGCUAGAGUUCGCACCCCCCCCUCACACCCAUGCCCCUGCUUGGCGACGAGUGUUUUCUGUUAAACUUUUCCCGAAGUGUACGUGCCCUGCGAGCGUGUGUCCAACGUGUGCGCGGUAUGGUGUCGACCGGUACGGCAAGCGCCAACAACGAAACGGAUCUCGGAAUUAACGCGCCUGCCUCGAUGUAACAAUUGUUUUGCACGCGUCCGUCAUUCUGUCCAGUUGUCGUCGGCGGCGGUACCGCUUGUUGUGUGUCCCGUUCCGUGUCUGUGUGUGUGUGAGAGUGUGUGCAUAUGUGACUGUGAGUGUGCGCGUCCUGUACAUUCAGUGACUUUUCCUUUUAUUCUGGCGGCAGGGCAAACAAAGUGAGGUUACUUUGAAGGGCCGACGCGGGACUGAGAAUAAAACUUUCGAUCGCGUCUUGCCUGCGCCAACCCGCCCCCGCGCCCCCUGUGCUGCGUGUGUUGCAAAAUUAGCGUUUUUUGUGUACGCGCGAGUGUGCGUGUGCUUGUGCGUGAUUGUUGUGUUGUGUCGCUCCUGUCAUCCCCUUUCCGAGAAGGCCAAACGCCCCGCUCGCUGACAUCCGAUCUAUCGCAAUCAACCAGCUCCGCUCGGUGGUCAAGAUGGUAGACGACGCCAAGAGUGAAAACAGCGCGCCGAACGAAGGCACACCCUUCGUCCGCAAUCCGGCCAACUGUACCUCGCCGUACUCGGUGGACGUUCUGCUGUCGCCCUUCCUCGGCUCGAUGGGAGCGACCGAGGGCCUGUCGCUGAUACGCAUCAAGCGCCCGCAGCCGUCGCGCACGGCCGGCUCGCCGGGAUCCACGACCCGGUCGCCCUGGUCGAUCCGGCUGAUGUCGCGCCGGCACGAGUGCACCUUCACCUACUACUACCAGGUGCUGCUGCUGGACGAAGCGAAACUCAUCAGAAACCUGAGCUGCCCAUUCAUUGCCGGUGCCGAUUUGGUGAAGGGCGAACUGGCCGACUACAAGUGCCAGCUGGCGAUGGAGUACUGUAAGGUCGAUCUGGCCUACAUCCUUUCGCUGCGCUACGGCGAGGACGGCGCGGACGGCCCACGGCCGCUGGACGUCCCGCGGGCGACCAAGGUGGUCGAGAGCGUGCUGGAGGCACUGAGCUUCCUGCACAACGUCGCCGGCCUGCUGCACGGCGAUCUGAAAUCGUUCAACGUGCUGGUGCAGGGCGACUUCGAGGCGGUGAAGCUGUGCGGGCUGGGCCGCAUGAGCCACAAGGUGGACGGGGACGGCACGGUGGAGGGAUGGUCGGCGGAAACCGUCAGCUCGACGGUGGCGCUCGGCCUCUGGUCCGCCCCGGAGCUGUUCGAGAACAGACCCGGCACGACCAAGGCGGACAUCUGGUCGUUCGGGCUGCUCGUGUUCGAGCUGCUGACCGGCUAUCCGCCCCACACCUUCCCGGGCGUGAUGGACAAAGCGCUGGCCGAGCCGAACGAGGUGCUCGGCAUGCGCAAGCCGGCCGGCCGCCGCAACUCGGACGUGGUCGUGAUGGACGAGGACGACACCGACUGCGUGAUGGUGGAGGACGAUCCGGUCAAGCAGCAGAAGCGGCUGAAGGCGGACGUACCGUUGGUGCUGGCCCGCAAGCGGGCGUCCGAAUUCCCGCCGCUCGGCAACAGCGACUACAUGCUGGAGGCGGGCGGUGCUGGCGGAGCCGCCGGAGCAGAAACGCAAGGUUGGAUGAAGCGGUCCAAGGCGGAGGACGGCAGUGCGGCGGAGGGCACCGGCAACAACAAGCAGCUAACGAUCGAUCUGCUCAACGACGAGGACGACGCACCGAAGGAGCAGGAGAAAAACGGGCUGCCGAACCUAGAGGCCACCACCACCACCACCCCCUCGUCGACCGCAGCACCGAUCGAGCCGGCAGCGGGAGCGGUCCAGGGGGAGGUAACCUCGUCCGAGGCGCAGGCGGAGGCGCCCGGCGGCGAGCAGGCCCUGCCGCUUGCUGCGGCGAAGGUUGAAGCCGCGGUGGCUGCCUUCGCCGAGGGCACGGCGCCCGGCGGGGGAGAGAACGUCCCGGGCGAGGCGGCAGCAGCGGCAGCCGGCAAGGGUAAGGCUGGCGCCGUCGGCGGCACCCCGCCGAAGAAACCGGUCGACGAUGUCGUGAUGGUGCUGGACAGCUCGGACGAGGACGAGCCGGACUUCCGGGGCAGCCAGCGGCCGCGCGAAGUGCUGACCGACGAGGACAGCGAAAUCUACGACUCGUUCGACCAGGACGAAUGCUACGACGACGAGGUGGACGACGACGAGCCCGUCUCGGAGAUCGAUUCGGAGCUGGAGGAUGACAACUUCAUCAACUACGCUAGCCUCGGCACGCGCCCCCCGAUCCCGUCCGACAUUCCGCUCGGGGCGGAGUAUCGCCGGCUGCUGGAAGUGUUUCUGGUGUGCACCCGCGAGAACCCGGCCGACCGCCCGACCGCCAAACUGUUGCUCGGUGCCAUCAAGCUCAGCGCAGACACGCCAGCACCACCAGCAGCAGCAGCAGCAGCAGCAGCAGCAACGCCACAAUCAACCUCCCCAGAUCAACCGCCAAACAACUAAACGUGCUGCGGGUGUGCACUGCGUCGCAGUUACUUGUACAUUCAACGAUAUGCACACAUAUUCCAUUACCUUAUAAGUUUGUGGCAAGCUUUGUCUUUGUAAUCGUUCGAGGAGCGAAGGCUGUUAGAUUUGUAGCGUUAGUAGUAUUCGAUUUUCUAUCGCACCUCAAGAAGGAGGGGAGCAUUGUUGCAUGUACAUAGGAAACUGUCCGUUGUUUUUCGGAUUAAUUCUUUCUUUCUUUCUCUUUUUUUUUUUUUUUGGCAAGAAGGCUCAUGGUACGAAAAUCCAGCUUGACAAAUAGCCGGUCUGAGAUGGACACGUGCUUCUUCUUUUUUUCACUUUCACUCCGACGAUCACAGUUACGGGUCGUCUAGGUUACUGCAAGGAUGGCAGGGAGAAUUACACUAGUUAGGAAAUAGUUCGCCAGUUGAACCCCUUAACGCGGGGGAGGUUCAGUUCAGGAUUGAUCUCUCCCGCCUGUGCCCGCGCGCUGUUCGAUCUCUGUGAGCAUUGGUAUAGGCGCAGGAGAAACGGGCCAGAGAACGGACGAACAGGGGAGGAAACAUGCUGGCAAAAGGAGUGGGGAAGCGUUUCCUUUUCUACUCAUUAUUUAAAUCAUUUCACUAAAAACAAACCUCAUCGGUAAUCUCUCUCGCGCGCGCGCGCGCGUCAGCGUCUUAGGGAAAGACAGCUGCAAUUCGAACCGUUUUAGUGCGAGAGAGAGGACACACUCACCUACACUUUAAACCUCUUUCACACAGAGGAACAAAAAGAAGCAUAUGGUAGACGUAAAACAGACAGCUAGAAGCAGAGAACCGGACAAGGCUCUAUCACUCAUGUAGAAUGGAUGUAAAUGUAAUGUAAUGCGUGUGUGUGUGCGGGUGUGGUAGGGCUUAGUCAGUGCGCUGGUAUGAAGACUCGUUAGCCGUACCUAUAUAUUGUUAGGUAAAAGAGAUAGGGAAAAUUCACUAACCAGCUAACUGUACAGCUUGUAAAUAUGUACAAGGUAAGACUUUUCGUAACUUAUCUGUCCAUUUCAUGAGUUGACUCGAGCGCAAAAUGCUGUAUGAUGCAUUAAUCAUACCGCUCUAUGUGCGCUCAAUUCUGAAAUGAACUAUGAACCUGUUUUCGAUCGAAAUGCUCAGUGCGAAACGUCAGUCAGGCAGUUUAAAACAAACAAGAAACAACACAUUUUACCAAUCUUGGCGCGCGCCCGCCCCAUUUUUCGUUCCCUAGCCCUUCGCGGGCACAUUUUACCGAACAGAAUUAGACAUCACCAUUGAAUUCCUUCGUUUUUUUUUAUCUUCAAAACACUAACCACACUUUUCUAAACUAAAAGGGCGUUGUUCGUUUAAAUGCAUUUGAUUUUCAUUACCUUUACACGUAAAAACAACAGCGAGCUGUGCGCGUACAUGCGUCAGAAGGGUCGGAUAGAGAGCGGGAGAGGGCAGCAUCAGAGGCGCAAUUAGGUUUGACUUUUCAUUUUUUUUUUA
Anopheles merus is the source of this 4145-nucleotide messenger RNA. RefSeq lists its product as uncharacterized. Gene Ontology annotation, biological process: protein phosphorylation. NCBI's taxonomy places the organism in Eukaryota, Metazoa, Arthropoda, Insecta, Diptera, Culicidae. The record is from RefSeq and is a predicted model, not a curated record. The transcript has 3 exons. The coding region runs from base 703 to 2652 and encodes 649 amino acids. Gene Ontology annotation, molecular function: ATP binding; protein kinase activity.